Molecule: messenger RNA, 1609 nt
Organism: Octodon degus (degu)
Lineage: Eukaryota; Metazoa; Chordata; Mammalia; Rodentia; Octodontidae
Gene: Brms1l
Product: breast cancer metastasis-suppressor 1 like
Exons: 10
Coding region: 368-1339 (323 amino acids)
Biological process (GO): negative regulation of transcription by RNA polymerase II
Cellular component (GO): Sin3-type complex
Molecular function (GO): histone deacetylase binding
Source: RefSeq, a predicted model, not a curated record
CCUUGUGGGACUUGAAGUCCGGAGGGUGUAGGGAUCGCGACUGCUGAACCAUGGAAGCCCUCAGCCCCUUCAGGGCUGAGCACCUAGGACUACAAAUCCCAAUAUACAUCACGAGCUGCGCCAUCAUUUCGGAGAUCCAAUCAUAGCCCGGCAGGGUAAACCACGCCCCUAACCUUGACCAAUAGCAGAGCCCUCAGCGCAGAGCCUGCGGGUUAGGUUGUGAGGCCCUGGCCAGGGGCGGGGAGGUGCCAAGGGGGUCCGGGAGAGCUUGGCCACCGGGUGGGUCGGGGCGAUUGGCGCGCCCUUCACUGAGGCGGCGGUGGCCGAGCUGGGCGCCGGGAGUGGAAAGCGACGGCGCGGCUGGAAAAUGCCGGUCCAUUCCCGUGGGGACAAGAAGGAGACAAACCAUCACGAUGAGAUGGAGGUGGACUACGCCGAAAACGAAGGGAGCAGCUCCGAGGACGAGGACACGGAGAGCUCGUCGGUGUCGGAGGAUGGCGAUAGCUCAGAAAUGGAUGAUGAAGACUGUGAAAGAAGAAGGAUGGAGUGUUUAGAUGAAAUGUCCAAUCUUGAAAAACAGUUUACGGAUCUCAAAGAUCAACUUUAUAAAGAACGAUUAAGUCAGGUGGAUGCAAAACUACAAGAAGUCAUAGCUGGAAAAGCUCCAGAAUAUUUGGAACCACUGGCAACCUUACAAGAAAAUAUGCAAAUUCGUACCAAGGUAGCAGGAAUCUAUAGAGAGCUCUGCUUAGAAUCUGUAAAGAACAAAUAUGAAUGUGAAAUUCAAGCUUCUCGUCAGCAUUGUGAGAGUGAAAAACUUUUGUUAUAUGACACAGUUCAGAGUGAGCUAGAGGAGAAGAUUAGAAGGCUUGAGGAGGACAGGCACAGCAUUGACAUUAGCUCAGAGCUCUGGAAUGAUGAACUUCAGUCGAGAAAAAAGAGGAAGGAUCCUUUUAGUCCUGACAAAAAAAAGCCAGUUGUUGUUUCAGGUCCAUAUAUUGUUUAUAUGCUACAAGAUCUUGAUAUUCUUGAAGACUGGACAACAAUUAGGAAGGCAAUGGCCACGCUCGGUCCACACAGAGUGAAAACAGAACCGCCUGUGAAAUUAGAAAAGCAUCUGCAUAGUGCUAGAUCCGAAGAGGGAAGACUGUAUUAUGAUGGUGAAUGGUAUAUACGAGGACAGACGAUAUGUAUUGAUAAAAAAGAUGAAUGUCCUACAAGUGCUGUAAUUACAACAAUUAACCAUGAUGAAGUUUGGUUUAAGAGGCCUGAUGGAAGCAAAUCUAAGCUUUACAUUUCACAGCUACAGAAAGGAAAAUAUUCAAUUAAACAUUCGUAAUUAUGAUUUAAGUGUUGUUUAAAUCUACCUUGUUAGUGUUAUAAAUUUCAGUGUGCCAUGGGAGAGAAAAAAAUGUAUUCAGCAACUUACUAUUCUCAUUGAGUCAUGAGAGAAUGUGUAUUUGUAGGUAGUAGACCUCAUAUUAUGUGUUAUUAAAAGAAGCAGUAAUGAAAAAAGUUUAAUCAUCGUCAUUACAUUUAUUUGCCUCUUAGGUCCAAUUACCAAUGCUAUAUAUGGUAAGGAUUUCCUUUGAAGAGUUUUUCUUUGUUU